GGGCAGGCUGACUAGUGUCGUGAUAUACGUGCAGUGUUAAUGUAAGCUAUGGGGUGACUUAUGCCGCUAUUGAGCUAUACCGGGAAGGUCAAAUAGCAUACGUUCAUAAAUUACAUAAAUCCACAUCGAACGCCGAUUGUCAUAUGCUGGGAAUGCAAUUGAAAGCCUUUGUUCUACCCCCAUCAACGGAAUGGUCUCGCCCAAAGACCCUCCGGCACUGAUUGAGCCAAUACGGCUAUUACGAGCUGAAUAUUUUUGUGUCAAUAGUCUACAGUAAGUAGUAACAUACAUUGUCAUAAUCGUUAGCACUUGGAGACGAACAGAGAGAGAGAGAGAGAGGCCGAGAGGGAGAGAUAAGUGUCCCACAAGCGUCAGCUCAACGAGCGGAUGAACGAGCGAUGCACUGGCAGUGCAGUGCAGGAUUUACAAGGGUUCUUUGUCCAUAUGCGUAGGUCGGCUGGCCCGUCUUUAUCAGCACGCGAGCAGUGGCUGCAGGCAUCCUUGAGAGGGUCCUUCAACGUCCCCGCCGCCGCCGCCGCCGCCGCCACCACCGCAGCUUUGGAUGCGGCCGGGAGACGCUGGUCCGAGGCACAGAUGACCCACCGGGACGCCUGGAGAGUCCCGACAGGGGAAGCUAACUAAGGGGUGGGGGGGAGCGUUGAAGGGAGAGAGAGAGAGAGAGAGAGAGAGAGAGAGAGAGAGAGAGAGAGAGAGAGAGAGAGAGAGAGUGGUGGCGCCGCUGUGAUCGGCUUUGAAGGCCCACCCGCAAAGUGUGGCAGCCAGGUCGGCCUUUAAUCCCCUGGGCCCGGAGAUGCCCUCCCCCCUCACUGAUGGAGAGGGUCCCGGGGCGUCCCCCCUGAACGGGUCUGCCGGCCCCUUCAAGCCCAGCGGGACGAGGAAGAACCUCAAGAAGAAGAAGAAGGGCACCAUCACGGCCAACGUGGCCGGCACCAAAUACGAGAUUGUUCGUAUAGCCAUCAAGGAGAUGGGCUACCUCAAGACCAGGCACGAGGACGAGACGGCCAACCUCAUCUGGUGCGACUCGGCUGUGCAGCACGAGAAGAUCGCUGAGCUCAGGAACUACCAGAGAAUUAACCAUUUCCCUGGCAUGGGCGAAAUCUGCCGCAAAGACUGUCUGGCCAGAAACAUGUCCAAGAUGAUCAAGUGCCAGCCUCAAGAGUACGGCUUCAUCCCCAAGACCUGGAUCUUCCCGGCCGAGUACACCCAGUUCCAGAACUACGUCAAGGAGCUGCGGCGCAAACGCAAGCAGAAGACCUUCAUCGUCAAGCCCGCCAACGGAGCCAUGGGCCACGGAAUCUCGCUGAUCCGUAACUGCGAGAAGCUGCCAGCCCAGGAGCACUACAUCGUGCAGGAGUACCUGGACAAGCCCUUCCUCAUGGAGGGCUACAAGUUCGACCUGCGCAUCUACAUCCUGGUCACCUCCUGCGACCCGCUGCGCAUCUACCUGUACGACGACGGGCUGGUGCGCAUGGGCACCGAGAAGUACCACGCGCCCAGCGAGGCCAACCUGAGCCAGCUCUACAUGCACCUGACCAAUUACUCGGUCAACAAACACAACGAGAACUUUGAGCGCGACGAGACCGCGGACAAGGGCAGCAAGCGCUCCAUCGGCUGGUUCACCGAGUUCCUCCGCGCCAACCACCACGACGUGGCCAAGUUCUGGGGCGAUGUUUCUGAGCUGGUGGUCAAGACCUUGAUUGUAGCCGAGCCCCACGUUCUGCAUGCGUACCGCAUGUGUCGCCCCGGACAGCCACCAGGGAGCGACAGUGUCUGCUUCGAGGUGCUGGGCUUUGACAUCAUCCUGGACCGCAAGCUCAAACCGUGGUUACUUGAGAUCAACCGAGCGCCGAGUUUUGGAACUGAUCAGAAGAUUGAUUACGACGUGAAGAAGGGAGUGCUGCUCAACGCUUUAAAGCUGCUUAACAUCAGGGCUAGCGAUAAGAAGCGCAACCUGGCCCAGCAGAAGGCCGAAGCCCAGCGGCGGCUUUACGGCCACGGGUCGGUGAAGAAGCUGUCGGCGGCCACCUCCGACCGGGAGAAGCAGCGGCAGACCCUGGAGCGCCGCCGGGAAGAGCUGAAGGAGCGCCUGGCGCAGGUCCGCAAGCAGAUCUCCCGGGAGGAGCACGAGAGGAGACAUCUGGGGAACUACAGACGUAUUUACCCCCCUGACGACGAGCCACUCCUGGAGAGGUACGAGAGCCUGCUCUCUGCCGCCUUCCAGACCUUCCUGGCCGGCCGCGCUGCCUCCCUUCAGAGGGAGAUGAAUAAUCCUCUGAAACAAAUGAAGGAAGAGGACAUCCUGGACUUGCUGGAGCAGUGUGAGCUGGACGACGAGAAGCUCACGGGCAAAUCCUCCAGGCAACGAGGCCCUAAGCCCCUCUCCUGCAUGCCAGAAAGCAGUCAGACGCCCCGGAGACUGCGACCCGACUACCUGGGUGACUUCACCACCGCCAGCAGCGCCAACAACUCCUGCUCUUCAUCCGAGGAGGAGGAGGAGGACGGGGCGGAGGAGCUGGGCGGGGGGCCGCCGUUCGGAGAGGAAGGAGGAGGAGGAGGAGGAGGAGGGAGAGGAGCUGGUGGAGAAGGGGGAGGAGGGAGGAGGGGGAAGAGAGAAAAGAAAGUUUCCUACGACCUGACGGACAGCGGAGAGAGGAGUCCAGCCGAGCGCUCAGGGCGCGUGAACUGGAAGCCUCCAAUCAAGCCCCUCAAACCCAGUCCCGCCCCCGAUCUCUCCGGGCCAAUCAGACGCUCCAUUUCCUGCCCUCGCUCCAUGGCUUCCCUCUCGUCGCCCAAUGACUUGCGGACGUUGGCUACAAAGCCCUCGCCUGCAUUUCCGCUGGCCACGCCCCUGGUGAGGCCCAGCUCGGCAACACUGCGCUCCCAUUCGCUGAGCCGCAGUGGCUCCGCCCACCGAGUGCCGCACAGCAACAGUCUGGGGACGAUUCACUCUCACACGGGCGAUCCGGUGCUGAACCUCAGGAGUAAGGAGCAGGAGGCCGAGCUUGUGCGUCAGACCCUGGCUGCUCUCACCGUCAUGAGGAUCAGGUUCCCCGGCAAGACGGAAGAAGAGGCUGAGGCUGUUCUCGACGAGAUCCUUGACAACUGGAAGUACCAUAAGCCUAAGGUGGCCUCAUACUGGCUGGUGAAGUUGGACUCCACAAAACAGAGAAAGGUGCUGGAGAUCGUGCGCAACAACGUGCGCGCGGCCCUGCAGCGCGUGUGGCGGGAGCCCGAGGUGGAGAGCCUCCACCUGCACCGCCUCUUCAGCCGCGUGUUCGGACGGCUGCUAUGGAGCCACGGCCAGGGCCUGUGGAACUGCUUCUCCAACACCGGCUCGUCCUGGGAGUCGGUGUUCAGCAAGAGCAGCGAGGUGGUGUCCCCUCAGGAGCUGUUGUGCUGCCGCCGGGUGGUGCAGCUUUGCAGAGACUGCCUGCUGGUCGUCUACAAGUUUGUCUCCGAGUCCCGGGGCUCCAUGAGCGGCCUCAGCCCGGAGUGGGACGACACCAGCUUGCCAUUGGCUGCUGGACCAGCCUCUGCCCAUGGCUCCGCCCCCGCCCAUGGCUCCGCCCCCGCCCAUGACUCCGCCGUCGCUGCCGCUGCUGCCAGCGCUUCCUCCUCCACUUCCUCCUCCGUCACUUCGCCCCGCGACGCAGGUACUGGAACGCUGUUAGCCGGAGCUGCCUCACUGCUCUGUCUAGGUGGAAGGUGUCAUAGGAAAGUCUUAGACCGGUACUGACGUCUGUGCCGCCCGAAUGAUAGGUAUCCGGUGCCAGUACCCUCCCAGUUCAUCGUCAAGUGGCCCACCUCCAGGCCUGGCCGCCCGUCCUCGGCCGCCGCCCCACCACACACUCGCAGCCUCCUGGCUCCCAGGACGGCCCAGUCGUGAGGUCACCGCGGCCAGCCUCCCCUCGCCCCCCAGAACCCCCCGGAAAGCACCCAGAACCCCGUGCCCCCUCCCCCCUGACCGUCACCUCCCGCCCUCCCCCUUCCGCCCGCCGACCUCGCCCCCCGCCUUUGACCUUCACCUCGCCAAAUCGCCACGACAACCGCGACUCCAGGUUGGGAUCACAGAUUGGAGGGGGGUGGGGGCUUAUGGUGGACUCAACCGGACCUUGGCCGUGCCCCUGCGCUCCCCUGUGGUGGACCGACUGAGGUCGGAGCAUAUGUGAUGGAUCAGGAGAUCGGAUUUAGUUCGGCCCCUCCCUUCCUCCUCCUCCUCCUCCUUGUCCUCCUCCUCUUCCUCCACCUCUUCCGCCUCUUCC
This is a messenger RNA of Gadus morhua (Atlantic cod), 4283 nucleotides long. RefSeq names its product tubulin tyrosine ligase-like family, member 7 (gene ttll7). Gene Ontology annotation, cellular component: ciliary basal body. The record is from RefSeq and is a predicted model, not a curated record. Gene Ontology annotation, biological process: microtubule cytoskeleton organization; protein polyglutamylation. Bases 812 to 3757 code for a protein of 981 amino acids. Gene Ontology annotation, molecular function: tubulin-glutamic acid ligase activity; tubulin binding. Lineage: Eukaryota; Metazoa; Chordata; Actinopteri; Gadiformes; Gadidae. The transcript has 23 exons.